AGUUAAUAAAAAAACGAUUGCUUAUAUAUUUAUUGUAGUCAUCUAGUCAUCCUAGUCAGACUAGUCGGUAUUCAGUUCUUCAUAACUUCUCUAAAUUCUGUUUAAAAAAGGAAUUAAAAUGCCUCAAAAAAGAAAUGUACCGACGCCCAUGAAAAGUAUUUUGGACAUUGACUCAAAACUUACUUCAGUCAUCUGCAACACAGUUUCCAGGUUUUUGUCUGUUCGCAGUUUUACCACUUAUUACAAAGGAUUAGAGUAUUCGUGCCACGGCAUUUUAUGGAUUGCCUGUUGGUUGACUUUCAUUUGGUUUGCUUGGUCAAAAUCUUUGUUUCAAAUGCAAGUCAAUUUUCUUAUUGGAUUAUUUAUUGAUAUUAUUGCGGUUGCUACUAUAAAAGCAUUUGUUCGUCGCCGUCGACCUGUAGGCAACAAGAAUGAUCAAUGGGUUACAAUUGGCCCUGAUGUCUACUCUUUUCCGUCAGGACAUGUAUCAAGAGCAUUUUUUAUAUUGUUUUAUUUUUUUAAAUUGUAUCCUUUAAAUGAGUUUAUGGUAUUAUUUUUAUUUGUUUGGGCAGUAGCUGUGUCUUUUAGUCGAAUACUUUUAAGACGUCAUCAUUUAUUAGAUGUUAUUGCUGGUAGUAUAUUAGGAUAUUUUAUAUCAUUAGUAGUAUCUGUGAUUUGGAUCGACCAAAGCACAGCCGAGUAUGUGGUUUCAUAUGUGUCAGAUGAUAAAUUAGAGGGUGGAGAAUAUCAUGUAUAAAUUUUAAUUUAACAUUUAUUAAUAAUAAAAAAUAUAAUUAUAAUAUGUAAAAUCAAGAAGUAUA
Molecule: messenger RNA, 821 nt
Organism: Melanaphis sacchari
Lineage: Eukaryota; Metazoa; Arthropoda; Insecta; Hemiptera; Aphididae
Product: phospholipid phosphatase 6
Exons: 3
Coding region: 119-757 (212 amino acids)
Molecular function (GO): sphingosine-1-phosphate phosphatase activity
Source: RefSeq, a predicted model, not a curated record